Boeremia exigua is the source of this 597-nucleotide messenger RNA. RefSeq lists its product as uncharacterized. Bases 139 to 357 code for a protein of 72 amino acids. The transcript has 3 exons. Gene Ontology annotation, biological process: intracellular transport; protein secretion. The record is from RefSeq and is a predicted model, not a curated record. NCBI's taxonomy places the organism in Eukaryota, Fungi, Ascomycota, Dothideomycetes, Pleosporales, Didymellaceae.
CCCCACUAGACAUCACUCCCAACGACGACAACUGUUCACUUGACACCCUCGGUGCCGACACAAGUGCAGUACUUUGGUUUCCCGGAAACGACAUCGCAGUAGCUCCAUAAACAACGCGCCUCAAGGUCCUCAGUCAAGAUGACAGCGCUGUUCAACUUCCAGUCCCUCCUCCUCGUCAUCCUCCUCACAAUUUGUACCGCUACAUACGCGCACUACGUGUUUCCCGGCAUAAUCGACCGCAACAAGGAGAACUACUUUGUCAGCCCCAUAUGGAAGGCCGCGAGAGUGGGUGAGAGGCUGAGCCCGUAUGUCAGUUUGGCGUGCGUGAUCAUGGCGGGGCUAACGUUCAUGGGAUGAGCGUUGAUUAGCAUUGAGGACUACGACGACGAUUAUGCAUGAGCUACCAAUCAAUUCGGUAAGGGCAGGCGCGGGCGCGGUGCAACGGUGGCGAGCCCUAGAGACUGAGGUCACUCGAGCUGCGACAUGUGAGCAAGCAGGCGCAGGAAAGACUCCAGGCGAGCGAUGUCCUCGUCAGGUUUGACUGCAUGUGAUGAAUGUACGACGGCACCACGCAUGUCAGGUGGCUAUGAUGGAGAU